Molecule: messenger RNA, 4019 nt
Organism: Culicoides brevitarsis
Lineage: Eukaryota; Metazoa; Arthropoda; Insecta; Diptera; Ceratopogonidae
Gene: timeout
Product: protein timeless homolog
Exons: 14
Coding region: 68-3952 (1294 amino acids)
Biological process (GO): replication fork arrest; DNA replication checkpoint signaling; DNA repair
Cellular component (GO): replication fork protection complex
Molecular function (GO): DNA binding
Source: RefSeq, a predicted model, not a curated record
GUGAAGACUUCUUUAAAAAACUUAAAAAUAAUUUUAAUUAAUUUAUCAGCAGUGAAUUAAACCUAAAAUGUCAAUUUUUCCUGAUAUUGAUGCCACUUGUUCGUCUUUGGGUUAUCACGAUGGCGUUAAAUAUCAUGCGGAUCCCGAUUUUUUGCAGUGUUUAAAGCAUUUGAUCUGGAUUUUGCGACGAGAUGGUGACACUCACGAAUAUCGGAGGUAUAUUGGACACAAACAAUUGUUGAAGAGCGAUUUGCUGCCCAUGUUGAUGGAUUGUUGCGAAAGUGACGAAGUAACUGAUGUCAUGUUGCGACUUUUGGUGAAUUUCACGAAUCCUGCGUUGCUGUUGUAUCGCGAGGAGCUCCCUAAAGACAACGUUGGUCGUCGCAACUUCUUGGAGUUGGUUGAAAUUUUGCAGAGAUACAAAGAAAGUUUUGCUCUCGACGCCAUUUGGAAGUUUCUUGGCAAGCGAUUGGAGAAAGUUUUGGAAAUUGACUGGGCUGAACGCUCCGAAGACCAAGGUUUGCAUAUCGAACGAAUUCUCGUGCUUGCCCGAAACGUUCUUCAAGUUCCCUCGGACCCGGAGCUCGAACGUCGCACCGAUAACGACGCCAAUAUUCACGAUCAGCUCAUCUGGUCGAUGCAUCAAGCGGGUUUCCUCGAUCUCGUGCUGUACAUUUUGAGUUCCGAGAACGAGCAACAGUAUCAUUUGCACACGUUGGAGAUAAUUUUUCUCGUUUAUCGCGAACAAAAUGCGGCGUCGCUGGCGGAAGCGACAGUUUCGAGAAGCGCCGCUGAAAAAUAUAAAGACGAACAGGAAUUGAUUGCGGCGCGCGAAAAGGAACGAGCUCGACAGGAAAAUUUUAAGAAACUUCCGGGACGACAUUCGCGUUUUGGCGGCACUUUUAUCGUGCAAAAUAUGAAGUCGAUCUCGGAUAAUCCGCUGAUUUGUCAUCAAGCUAUUGAAAAGGUGAUGGAUAUGGAUUUUGACAAGGACAAAAAGAAGCAAAAGAGGAAUUUUCGACUGGCGCCUGAAGAGGAGAAGUUUGAACGGAGGAGUGCGUUGUCAGUGAGAUUAUUUCUGCGUGAAUUUUGCAUUGAAAUCCUUCGAUCAGCCUACAACACGCUCGUUCGUCACGUACGUCGAGUUUUGGAGCGCAGCGGAGGCCAAAGUCACGACGACUCCUACCUUCUGUGGGCCAUUCAGUUCUUUAUGGAGUUCAAUCGUCUCAAUUCUUUCCAAGUAGAGCUCGUUAGUGAGUCCUUGAGCGUCAAUUGCUUCUACUGGGUCAUUCAACGGAUCCAACAUCAUCUCGACAUGAUAGACUCCGACAAGCGAAAUGCUCGAAUUUGGGGAAAACGCCUUCAUAUCGCCUUAAAAACUUACAAAGAAUUAAUUUUUAAUCUGCAAGUCUUACAAAAAAUCCCCGAUGAAAAAUCGCAAGCUUUAUUCUCGAUUUUGCAAAAUAAUGUCUUUUACAUGUUGGAGUACCGAGAAAUUGUACUUGGAUUACUCAUGAACUAUAAUGAGAAACAUUGCACAAAGGCAUAUUUACGAGACGUGCUCGAAACAGCUGCAUUUUAUUUUAAAAUGAUGGAAAAAUUCUGUAGCGGUCGUGUUGUCGUGCAGGAUCGCAAUAAGAAGCGACGCAAGAAAUCGAAAGGGGGAAACAAGAAGCAGCAGCAGCAACAACAACGAGAGGCGGAGGAACGAAAUUUGGAGGAAAUUUGGGAUGAGUUGUCGCCAUCGCUGGCAAUUGUGUUGGCAAAUGAGAUUUCCUUGCCGGAGGAGGAUCAUCCAAUACCGUUUGAUGCAACGUUGGAAAAGUCCAUUAAUGAUCAAAAAGACGAUUGCAUGGUGCGCCUUCACUCAAUGCUGCGAGAUGGCAAAUACGAGCAAGCAGUGUUACUUUUACGUGCAGCCAGGGAAGUAUGGCCCGAAAAUGAUCAUUUUGGAGCACCUACAUUGGCUCCCGAAGACGAAUUACUUCUAUUAAGAGAUAUCUUCUUCGCCAAUUUACCCCGAGUUGAGACGCCUGACGAUCCGAUGAUGGAUGGCGCAAAUGACGGCAAUGAAUCUCAUUCCGAGGACGACGAAGAGGAAGACGAUGAGAGCAAUUUCACCGAAACUGACUUCAAAUUUGACGAUUUCGUGCGGCGGCUCGUUAAUCCAAAAGUGGUUCGUGCAUGUACUUCAGUGCUCGCCGACUGGAAACAAAUACCUACUCGUUCGCUGAAGUCAACGGUGACAAUUCUCCAUCAUAUCGCAGUCAGAUGCAAAAUGCCUGUUAUGCUGUUUCAAGCGCGCUUAUUCCGCAUUUUCCAAACAGUGUUGCACGCCAAAGUAGACAAACACAAUGAGGAAUUGCAUCGUUUAGCGGUAUUUAUCGUGAGACAAUUCGUCCAAAUUGCUCCUGAAAAUCCCAAAAUUUUUGCCGAGCUUUUGUUUUUCAAGUCGAUACGCGAAGCGGAAAUGGUUACCAAUGGCUACGAGGAUAUUUACAAUCCUGAGUCAGGCAGAGGAAACAAAAAAGCAAAAUGGAGCGAAUUGGAGGAAGAAGAAUUGCGUCGAUUGUUCAUGGAAAAUCAAGCGAAUCCCGAAACAGAUGAAGAUGUCAUUGACUGGCUGGCGCGCAACCUGAUCGAUCAAACGAAAACCCGACGUCAGAUUAUCAUGAAGCUCAAACAGUUGGGCUUGAUUUUCAAGGCACCCACGAAAAAGUCGAACGCUUCCGCAGCGAACAAACGUUUGUGGCGCCCCGAGCAAGACGAGCAACUCAAGGAACUUUACGAUAAAUUCCGCUUGGAAGAGAAUACAUUGUCACGAAUCAUGGAUACUUUUUCUCUCUUCAAAUCCAAAAAUGCCGUCAUCAAAAGAAUGUUAGAGCUGGGAUUGAUUGCAGAUCGCUCGGAAAUUGUCAAAACGCGUCGUGGCAACAAAAAAUCGGGAAAUAGUGACGAAAGCGGCGACAGUAGCGACGAAGAUGAAGGCGGUUUCGACAUGUGGGAUCGUGAAAAAGGAAAAUUCGGAAAGAAAUCCAACAAAUCGACCUCAGAAAAGAACAAAUCGGUGUCAAUUCAAAAGCUGGAUGUCACCAAAGUAAAACGAAUUGUCUCAGAAAUCGAAGAAACUCACAAAGAAGCUCUCGAAUGGCUCACAGAAACUUUUUCCGAUGCUUUGGAAGACAUUUCCGAAGAUAACGAUGACGAAGCUGAUGGAAUUCCAAUAGUCCCCAUUCAAGAAAUGCAGAUUCAAGCAAUCGACAAUGACGAGUUCAAACGACUUAUGGAAGCUAUAGGUCUCCAAGCGCCCGACGAAACGGAACAAUAUUGGCGAAUUCCGAGCUCUUAUUCCGCUGAAGACCUUCAAAAGCGAAUUUCUUUGCUAAAAGGCGAAGAUGUCCCGGAAGAAGAGUCAAACAAUCCUCGAAAUGACGAAAGUGACAGCGAUGAUGCGGAAAACAUGUUCGGCGCAUGGCGAAAAAAGGCAACGUCGAACCUUGUUUAUAACGAAAGUGACAACGACGAAGAUCGCUUUGAACAAUUAAAAGCAACGACUGAGAAAAAAUCCAAGAAAAAACAAAAAGAAAUUCUAAAUGAUUCAGAAAGUGAACCAGAAACCAACACUUUUGCUCUUUCAACGCAAGAAAUUCAAUCCCGCUUAAAUGAGCUCGAUGCGUCGCAAGAAUCGAAUAAAUCUGAAAAACGAGUUGAAGCUCUUGAUUCAGAUUCAGAUUCAGAAAAUGAGCCCAAUGAAGAAACUCACGUAAGUCGCAUCGAUGAAUCUUCCAAUGAUGAGCCUCCAACGAAAGGCAAAAAACGUGAUCGAUCUGAAGAUUCUGUAGAUCACGAAGAUCAAAACAAAGAUGGCGGCGAUGAGGAUAGUGACGAUGGAAUUCGUAAAGUACACAAGAAAAAUAAGAGAAUGGUCCUCAGUGAUGAUGAUAGUGACUAAUUUUUUUCUUACUCUGAAGCUCCUCCGCGGAUGCUGAAUUUUUUUUAAGUAAAUAAAUUUUUUUCUU